Messenger RNA from Pseudogymnoascus destructans, 2548 nucleotides. RefSeq lists its product as uncharacterized. Gene Ontology annotation, molecular function: protein binding. Gene Ontology annotation, cellular component: nuclear periphery; anaphase-promoting complex. Gene Ontology annotation, biological process: anaphase-promoting complex-dependent catabolic process; protein K11-linked ubiquitination; positive regulation of mitotic metaphase/anaphase transition. NCBI's taxonomy places the organism in Eukaryota, Fungi, Ascomycota, Leotiomycetes, Thelebolales, Thelebolaceae. The record is from RefSeq and is a predicted model, not a curated record. The coding region runs from base 302 to 2548 and encodes 748 amino acids. The transcript is spliced from 4 exons.
UGUGAAAUUUUAUGACUAAAAUUGACCUUCUAUAAACUGGGUCUCUAAAUGAAACUCAUAGUAGUACAAGCAAUUAAUAUUUGAAGUUUCGUCGUUGCUGCCCUCUCCUUCCCCUUCAGCGUCCCCAAUCGAAGAACUCGCUUAGCAAACUGAAUAAACAGACUUGACGCGCCUGCCCGGCUUAGAAGGUUAUCCCAACACCCACCCAAGUGAAAGAAUGUGUUGUAAAAAAUCACCUCGAUAAAUCCGCUGGCAUGAUACCCAUAUCCCAUCUUAGGCCUAAAACUACAAUACCCCAAUAAUGGCGAACCCAGUGCAGCUGCGGGUCAUCGCCGAAAAGACCCUGUACUCCCCCGCCAACCCCGACCUGCUGGCCUACAGCCCGUCCAUGGAAUUAUUGGCCGUCGGCGGCGCAGACCACAAUGUCCUCAUAUACCGUCUUAAUGGGCAGCGGGUGUUUAGCUUGAGUCAGAAGGUGAAGGACGUUGUGUUGGAGCUGCAGAAAUUGGUGUGGAAGCCCAAUGGCCAACUAAUCGCCAUUGCCUGGAGCGGUGGGACCGUUCGGUUGAUAGGCGCCGAGAGUAAUAAGACGGUGCAUCAGAUCACUGUAUCAGAGGAAGGAGACACGGAAGUCACGUGUUUAGCCUGGACAUCGUACUCGGCGGCGUCAACGUCCCUAGGAGAUAUCCUCGCCGAGGCCGGGCCAUUGUGGAAAGAUGCUACUAGGAACGGGUUGAAAGGGAAGAGUGCCCAGCUGCUCGACCUCCCUCGAGAUCUAGCCGCCAUAGACAUCGAAUCGAGCCUACCCAAGCUCAGCGUCCUACCCAGCGGGGGAACUACCGAAGACAUCUUCAGUUCCCGCGCCUCCCUCGACGCCCUCUUCCGCCCCUUCGACCCCAAAGACAACGACUCCAUCUCCAUAAUGGUCGUCGGCACUUCUUCCGGCCACAUCCACCUCACCAUCUUCGACUCCUUCGUCAUCGGCACCUUCCCCUCGCCCCUCAAGUCCUCCAAGACCUCUCGGCACCAACUGAUCCGGCACGCCUCGCACCCUCAUCACGCUGUCCAUGGAUUUCUCAUGAAAUCCACAUCCACCUUAGUUGGCGGCCUCUACUUCGUCCCGAUGCAUCUGGGGUUCUUGACGAGCGAGAGGAGCGAUUUAUCGCUGCUGGCGUCGCGGUCGAGCGCGUUGCAGAAUUUGUUGAGGUAUAUACAUCAGGUUCAGACGCUGAUGGCGGCCGAGUACCAGGCUACGCAGGAUUUACCCUCGAGGUUUUUGGGGAAUAUAGAUGAGACCCUCGCUGAACAUGGGGAUUGGACUAUAGCACCCGCUCUGUACCAUCAGGUCGUCACCGGGCACACACUCCCAGAAGUCAAGGAAUGGCUCGUCGACGAACUCGCCGAACGCGGCCACAAACGCUGGGACAAAGCCCUCACAACUGCCCACACCACCCUCCUCAAACUAACCCACACCCACCUCCUCCCCGCCCUCGAGCGCGCCUCCCUCCUCCUCUCGCGCCUCCACGGCCUCGCAUCAUACCACCACCCCUCCACCCCUCUCGGCUUUUCCCCAAAGCAGAUCAAGAACUUACUUGAUACGGUGGCGGCGCUGAAUUUGGUGGCGACGAGAGUGCUUGCCACGACGGUGGGGGAGGUGGAGGGGUGGGCCGCGUUUGGGGGGUGGGUAAGGGGGGAGAUUGAUCGGUUGGCUGCGGGGGAGUCGGCGGCGGGGGCUGGUGAUGAUAAGGAGGCUGCGACGGUACCGACUGCUAAGAUCCUCGAAUACAUACAAGGAUCAUUGACGGCCUCGCCGCUGGCACCAUUUUUCACCCCACUCGAUGCCGGGGCUGGUGAAUCGCAUACCGCGGCGCUAGAAUCUACUACCCCACUCUUCCCGAUAAUGGCAACAGCGCUCAACUCCCCAGACCCGACGAACGAGUUUCACACCGCGCUCCCAAAUAUCGCAGCACUAACCGCACACCUCGCGACACAGGCCCAGGCCGUCUCUUGCGGGAUCGCGGAUGCUGAGAAGCGGAAUGUGAGGUUCGGGGAUGCGGUGGAGGUUGAUGUGCCGAAGGAGGUGUUCGGGGAUGAGGGGAGGGUGGAUAUGCGGAUGUGUUCUGGAGAGGGAGGGGAGGGGGUGGUGUAUAUCGCCACCUCCGCCUCCAAAUCCCCCACCGUGUCGAUACAGCGAAUCUCACUACCCCUUGGCGAGGAGGGGAGCUCAGCCACCACCAGCGUAAAGGUUGAUGUCGGUGGUGCGGUGAAAGAUAUCGCGUUCUUGGAUGAGGAGGUGCUAUUAGCUCUCAUCGACGCCACAGAACCCAAAGAUGGAGUCUACAUCCUAGCCCUCCCCUUCCUACCGCUCCCAUACGCCACUAAACCCUCUGCAGUUCAGGGGAGGGGGAGGAGGUUUAGAGUCAAGGAGGGCGCGGAGAGGGUUAGAGUGGGGGGAGGGAGGGUGGUUGUUGUCGGGAAAGGGGGGGUGAAGGUUUUGAAGGUUAAAGGGGAGGUGUGGGGGGAGGGAGAGGGGGGGUGGAGGAGGUAG